Xiphophorus hellerii (green swordtail) is the source of this 2016-nucleotide messenger RNA. RefSeq names its product piggyBac transposable element-derived protein 4-like. The transcript is spliced from 4 exons. The coding region runs from base 124 to 1923 and encodes 599 amino acids. NCBI's taxonomy places the organism in Eukaryota, Metazoa, Chordata, Actinopteri, Cyprinodontiformes, Poeciliidae. The record is from RefSeq and is a predicted model, not a curated record.
UAUUAGAUUUUUUGGAAGUAGUGUUUUGUAUUAGAUUUUUAGAUCAUACGUGUGUUAGUUAGUGUGCAUUAGUGUUUGUGUGUAGUGUUUGUAGACGGUUUUUAGUGUUUAGUGUGUGUCAAAAUGAGUCGCUACAUGACUGCGCAGCAAGCCCUGAAGUACAUGUACGAAUGUGAAGAGGACGAAGGCGCGCUGCCAGAAGGUUCGGACUCGGAGUUUGAGCUUGACGAUGAGCUUGGUGAUCCCUCCAUUCUAUUCAGGGAGGAGGAGGAGGAGGAGGAAACUCCCACGUGCUCUGUCCAGUUGAGGCCCACACAUCAGAGGUCACCACGGAGAGCGCAGCGAACUCGGACAAGAUCCAGAUCUCCUCUGACUGAGGCAGCACCAGAAACACGGGCUGGACAGUGGAACACUGAAGAGGACGCAGAUGCAGCCCCUGUUGUAAGCCGCUUUCAACCAAGGAGAACACCAGGACCACAGAUGGAUCUGAUGUCCAACCACAGUCCAAGUGAGCUGUUUUUGUUGUUUUUUGCAGCUGAUACAGUCAAAACCAUCUGUGACAACACAAACAGAUAUGCUGCAAAAAAUCAAGCAAAUGGAAAAAAAUAUAAAUGGGCUGAAUUAGACACAGAGGAGCUGUAUAGGUUCUUUGGUCUAUUGAUCUAUAUGUCCUUGGUGCAACUACCAAGUGUCCAGGACUACUGGAGACAAAAUCAUUUUUUGUCUGUUCCAACUCCAGCUAAGGUCAUGACAAGGGACAGGUUCAGGACCAUUAUGUGGAACUUGCACCCAAGUAAUCCUGAGGAGGAUGUCAAAAAUGACAAAAAGAAGGGAACACCAGGCUACGACAAAUUAUCAAGACUGCGGCCUGUUUAUGAUGACAUCCUCAAUGCCUGUCAGGCUUACUACCAACCAAAGAGGGAGCUGGCAGUUGACGAAAGGAUGGUGCCAACAAAGGCAAAAACUGGCAUGACCCAGUAUAUGAAAGACAAGCCAACUAAAUGGGGAAUAAAGCUUUUUGUGUUGGCCGAGUCAAGCAGUGGCUACACUGUGAGUUUUAGCUUAUACACUGGCAAGACUCACACUGCAAGUGAGCAUGGGCUGUCUUAUGAUAUGGUAAUGAAACUUAUUCAGCCAUCUUAUCUUGGCACCGGCUACCAUAUUUACAUGGACAAUUUUUAUACCAGUCCUACACUGUUCAAGGACCUGGCCAGCAAAAAGUUUGGAGCUUGUGGCACUUAUAGGGAAUCCAGGAAGGGAUGCCCUAAAGGGAGGCCAAAUGCUCUCACUAAAAAAAGUGGAAGAGGAUCAGUGAGAUGGAUCAGAGAGGGCCCAGUGGUCUUUGUGAAGUGGAUGGACACACGGGAGGUGUCUGUCUGCUCAACUAUCCAUCCUGCGUUUUCAGGUGAGACGGUGCAAAGGAGGGUGAAGAAUGAAGUGAAACGCUGGAUUGUGAAAGACAUUCCAUGUCCUACACCAGUCAUGGCGUACAAUAAAUACAUGGGUGGGGUUGACCUGUCUGAUCAACUCAUCCAGUAUUACUCUGCACAACGGAAAACUUAUCGUUGGUACAAGACUGUGCUUAUGCAUUUGGUUGACAUUGCCACAGCAAAUGCCUACAUCCUACACCAAGAGUUGUGCAAAGCCAAAGGAGUGAAGCCCAUGACACACAAAGACUUCAAUGUGGAGAUGGCCAGUCAGCUUUGCAGUGUGGACAUGGCAGGUGUUCCAAGGAGAAAGGCAGCUGAACACAUUCCUGUGCCCAUUAGUGCUCAGCAAAAUGCCAGAAACGGCAGACUGCAGUGCAGACACUGCCUCCAGGUGAACAAAGUCAGGAAGGACACGCAAUGGAAAUGUGAGGGCUGUGAUGUGCCAUUGUGCCUUCUGAUUGACAGAAACUGCUUUGCACAGUGGCACAAGUAAUUUGUGAUGGAGAUAUUGACAUAUUUUGUAAAUAGUUGUAAAAAAAAACGCCUGGGAAAUUACCCACAAUAUGGUGAAAAUAUGACUAGUAAU